AUGGACAUUGACGACAUUCUCGCCUCCGUUGAUCAUGGACCAGGCGCAAGUCUUGAGUCCGCAGGACUAGACCACCAACUCCUAACGCGCUUUUGGGUCGCCGAACGCGCCGUCUCAGAAGUCCUACCAUGGCCCGCACCACUAAUGGAGCGCAUGAUGGACCGCGUACGGAAUCAGGUAAUUCACCACGGGCAUAGCAAGUACCAUCACCAGCUAACAAAACCAAACCAGAUCGAAACAAUUGAAGAUCUAGCCGCUUCGUCGGGCGACGCAACAAUAACAACACAUACCCACAACCCCAACCUCAAUCUCCGUCUCUCAAUCCUCCAAACCGACCUCGCUCGCACCCAAUACUUGAUCCGCAGCUUGUUGCGCGUGCGGCUAGCAAAAAUAACGAAAUACAGCAUGCAUUACCUUGUCCAGCUUGGAUCGCGAAAUCAAUCCUCCCACACACAAUCCCAAUCUACACCCUCAUCUCAAGCGAACCAAGCUCCCGAGGACUCUAUACCGGAGAUAUCAUCGUUGACGGAUCCGGCGCCUCUUUCGGGGCCGGAGGUUUCAUUCUUGCAUGCGCAUCAGACGCUGUUGGCGGGCCACUUUGGCGGGUCGUUCAUGGGUGCGUUUCCGAGGCAAUUGAGACGGUUGGAUGAUAAUGCCGGUGGGACGAGUAUGAUACAAGGGCCGGAGAUGAGGGAGCUUGUCUUUGUACGCUGUCUCGGGGCUAGUGUGCCUGUCCUUGUCGGGGGCGAUGAGGAGGAGGAGAGUGGGGUUGUGAUGCGGAUGGGGGAUAUUUGGGGAGUGAGGUGGGAGGGCGUUAAAGAGGCUUGGGGGAGAGGGGAGGUUGAAUUGUUGUAA
Penicillium soppii is the source of this 855-nucleotide messenger RNA. It is a transcript of the gene sld5, whose product is annotated as putative GINS DNA replication complex subunit Sld5. Gene Ontology annotation, cellular component: GINS complex. Bases 1 to 855 code for a protein of 284 amino acids. NCBI's taxonomy places the organism in Eukaryota, Fungi, Ascomycota, Eurotiomycetes, Eurotiales, Aspergillaceae. The transcript has a single exon. Gene Ontology annotation, biological process: double-strand break repair via break-induced replication; DNA-templated DNA replication. The record is from RefSeq and is a predicted model, not a curated record.